Brugia pahangi is the source of this 1263-nucleotide messenger RNA. Lineage: Eukaryota; Metazoa; Nematoda; Chromadorea; Rhabditida; Onchocercidae. The record is from the annotation of a GenBank genome assembly.
AUGUUUUUUCGAGAGCUAUCACCAAAUCAUUCAAUUCGAAAUGACAGAAAUACAGCAUCGAACUGCUGUUGCUUUAUGUCACCAUCAGGUCGUUAUGCUGUAUGCAUUAGUCGUAUUGAAGUAUUCGAUUCUCGACCAAUUGAAACUCACUUUUAUAAUUAUAAUUUUACUAUUUCUGAUUUUAUACUUGAUACUACAAUACAAUAUAUCUCAACAUGUGGUCCUUUUAAAAGAUUUCAUCGUUUUUAUUUUUUAAAUGAUACAACCGGAAUACUUGUUGAUUUUUCACGUAAUAAUGGUACCAUAACACAAAAUGUCAUACAAUUUUCACACGUGAAUCAUACGGUAACGUGUGAAUACGGUCGUAUUUGGUAUUUUGACGUUGAUGAUAUGUUGUAUGAGACGGAUGACACAAAUAUAAUUUGUACAACAGAAUUAAUGAAUUAUAAAAAUAUCACUUAUUUACCAUUACUUGGUGAAAAAGAUUAUUUAUCAGAAAUAUUUAUUCGAUUAAUACCAGCAAAUCCAUUUCAUACAAAUAAUUUUACUAUACCAAUGCUAGAAAUUAAUGAACAAAAUGCAUUUAAAAAUAAAAUACAAAUAAAUAUUGGCGAAUUAUUUGAUGCAACAGAGUUAUGCAUCGAUACAUUUUGUUAUCCAUUAAUUAAUGAAACAUCGUUGUAUUUCAUCGUACGACUUCGAACGAAUCCUCAAAAUGAUAGACAAACUUGCAUUGCUAUGCUAAAAUUUGAUUUUAAAAAUUAUUUCGAAAAUAAUUUUUCAUCAACAGCAAAAAUUAUCAGUAAUCUUUUACCAUUACAAUGGAAAUUAACAUUAGCUGAAAAUUUUUCUUUACGACCAAAUUAUGUUCGAAUUAUGGCACAGCAAGGACCAAUCGUACUUCUACGAACAUUUAUUUUUGCAUCAGAACGAAUAUGGAUUUUAAUUAAUUUAAAUACAAUGAUAAUGAGUCCAUCAAAUUUUGAAAAUAAAGCUAGUGGUAAUUGUGUAAUGAUGAAUGGAAAUCGUUUCAUUUUUCACACACAUCGAAAUACAAUAGUUACUGAUUAUAAUAUCAUUUCGAAUUAUUAUUUGGUACCAAAACUUAAAUAUUUAACAUUUUGGAAAAUAAUUGAUAUGGUGAAAAAAUCACGAACUGAAGAAUGUUGGAAUUUACAUUUGACAUUUUAUAAAUUUUGUACCACUUGUUCCACUCUCGAAAUGAUCACACAAUUAUUAUAUUAUUCUUCUGAUACUGCAUAA